GUAGUCAUAACAGGCCUAGGAGCUGUUACUCCUCUUGCCGUUGGUGGGUCGAAACAGCAUCACAUCUCUGCCCAACGAUAUACUCAUCGAAUUUCCANNGGUGUUCGGCCGACUUGGAAGCGACUGAUUGAUGGACACUGUGGAAUAGUAAACAUCAAAGACAGAGAUCUAAAGUUUGCCUCUCUACCAUCGCAGGUUGCCGGUGUCAUUCCUCCUGGUCUCAAAGAUGAUCGAAAGAUGGCAUUGUUUGCACAAUAUGCCAUGGCUUCGGCACAAGAAGCAUUGCAAGAUGCGAACUGGAUGCCUCAGUCCGAGGAAGAUCUUCAAGCCACGGGCGUCUAUAUCGGCUCUGGUAUAGGGAGUCUGGAUGAUGCCUACAAUACUGCUGGCUACAAGAAAGUAUCGCCAUUGUUCGUACCCAGGCUCUUGAUCAAUCUGGCCGCAGGUCACAUUUCAAUGAGAUACGGGUUCAAGGGCCCUAAUCAUGCAGCGACAACGGCCUGUACAACAGGAGUCCAUGCAAUUGGUGACGCUGCCCGUAUGAUCACCUUCGGAGAUGCAGAUGUUAUGGUUGCUGGAGGCGCAGAGUCUUGCAUCCAUCCACUUGCCGUUGCUGGGUUUGCUCGCGCCAGAAGUUUGGCUACGGAUUGGAACGACAACCCUCAAAAGGCUUCAAGACCAUUCGACAGAUCGAGAGCAGGUUUCGUGAUCGGCGAAGGAGCUGGUGUUGUAGUGCUUGAGGUGGAAUUGGAGCACGCAAAAGCACGUGGUGCCUCUAUUUAUGCUGAAGUCAGAGGCUAUGGUCUCUCUUCUGAUGCACAUCAUAUGACCGCUCCUCGAGAAGACGGCCAAGGCCCAUAUCUCGCCAUGAAACGCGCUCUAAAGCAAGCCGGCAUCAAACCUGGUAGUGUCGACUAUGUGAAUGCUCAUGCUACAUCCACCGUACUUGGUGAUGCUGCCGAGAACCGUGCAAUCAAGACUUUACUGCUCGGCGAAGAUGGAUAUACGAGUGCUGGUCAGGUCAAUAUCAGCAGCACCAAAGGUGCAGUGGGCCACUUGCUGGGAGCUGCUGGAGCUGUAGAGACCAUAUUUACUGUUCUCGCUUUACAGAAUAACAUUCUGCCACCGACAUUGAAUCUCGAACAGGCCGGAGAUCCUGCAACGGAUUUUGAUUGCAACUAUGUCCCAAAUACAGCUCAAGGCUGUAAUGUGCAAGUCGCUUUGUCCAAUAGCUUCGGGUUCGGGGGAACAAACGCAAGCAUCUGCCUAAGCAAAUACCAAAAG
Aureobasidium musti is the source of this 1284-nucleotide messenger RNA. Lineage: Eukaryota; Fungi; Ascomycota; Dothideomycetes; Dothideales; Saccotheciaceae. The record is from the annotation of a GenBank genome assembly.